ACUUCCAGGAGACAGCGUCGGCCCCCUGUGAUCCUCUGCUGAUUGGUCAAGUGUUUGAGAAAGAGGAUCAAACACCGGCCUGUCAGAGCCAAUCGAACGCCUUCACCCUCUCCAGACCGCGGGACUUCAUCUCCGCUUUGAACAAAGAACGAGACUCCAUGACACAAAGCCAGAACGAUCGUCCACAUGCCGAUGAGAGGCAGAAUAGACAGAGGUCGGAGCUGAUUGGUGGAUGCCAUGUUUCCUCCGUCUGUGAAAACUCCACAUCCGAGCCAAACCCCUCUGCUCUCAACAAACCAAAGUGUGACAUUUCUAAAGAAAGAGAUCAGCAGGAUUCACCAGCUGUCCAAUAUAUACAAGACCAGCAGAUCCACACAGGAGGCGCUGACGAUACGUUAAACAAACAAGUGCUGAGUGUUCACGAAUCGCCUGAAUACGGAGAGUUAUCCACAGCUGAGCUUUCCCCAGGACCAGCUGGAGAUCAGGCCCAGAAAGAGACACUUUUCCUGGCCGAAGGAGAGUCGGAUAACCUGGGCGUCUCUGGAGGACCAAAGAACGACGGACAGCCUGAUUCUUCAUCCAACACCAGGAUGGUUCUGCAAGGUUCUUCUGUGAUCUUUGCAGGAGAGAAACCUCACUACGGUCAGCAUUCACACGUGGCCUUUGACCCCUCACAGGUUUCUGGUCAUAGGGUCACAGAAACGUCAGAGGACCACCGAGCAGGAGCACUGAGUCCGUGGUCCUCGUGUCAAAACGCAGAAUCUAAUCCUGUCGACCGGCUGCCGACGUUCACCAGCCAGCGACCGCACGACCUCCCCACUGCUGCGGGCCAACAGGCUGCGUCUGACAACAG
Molecule: messenger RNA, 853 nt
Organism: Notothenia coriiceps (black rockcod)
Lineage: Eukaryota; Metazoa; Chordata; Actinopteri; Perciformes; Nototheniidae
Exons: 2
Source: RefSeq, a predicted model, not a curated record